CGAUGGGAUUUCCCUUUAAUCGUAAAUUGAUUGCAUUCUUGCGAUGUCUGGAUACUUGGCCAGAUCGUUCCCCGCGAUUACCUUAUCUCGCUGCAAAGGCCAGAAAAGAAACGUCAUUGGCCGCGGACGCGUCUUUCAGUAAACGCGUGAGAGAGGAGAGACGUGCACACACAGAGAAUCGGUAGCGCACACGAACGUUAAGGCCACAUAGUCGGUUAUUAUGUAGCCGAUAUGGCUUGAAGGCAAUUAAUACUAUUGUUAUGAUUCAAACGGGUACGUCAUGUGUGUUUCGCGACGAUGCGAUGCCAGCCUUCGGUCAGUGUUCUACCACCGAGACUUGCAGAUACUCCGUUUCCGUCCGGGAGACUCUUGUACGAAACGGUGCACCAUUCCACGUCCGUUCAGUGGCUCCGAGGAACCGUCCUGAGAAAUGCGCUCUGUGUCGUUGAUUCUGCCUGCAGAGUAUAAAACCGAUAAACAGAAGACAUGGAACGCAGUGGCAAGAGCGUAUAUGAUAAUCGCAGCUGUGAUUGUGUAAACGUAUGGCUGCAGUGACUGGAUCCGUUGGGAAGGGAACAAUGAUAACAUUGAAUGUUGAUGAAAACCGUGGCACGAUUCUUUGACUCUUCUUGCAGCCGGAGGUGCAUCGAUGACGUAGGGUGAGACUUGGCAACAGGCGUCGGUGUUCCGGUGUCGCGGAAAUUAGAAAGAAACAGGAUACGUAAAAAGGGCACCAUGUCGAACAAUAAUCACGGAUCGGUCGUCGAUAAGGAUACUACAAACAGGAACAGUGGUAAUAAUUAUGAUGAAAGAGCAACGAAUGAGAAGUUUGGGAGAAGGAAUACCUUCUCCGCGCACAAAAGUACCGAGGAGAUACCGGGAAAGUUGAACAAGUAUACCCAGAUUGAUGUUAGUCAAUUCGCUUUGGGUAGUCAAAGGACGAGGCCGACUUCUGUGGCUUACGCGACGAAGCAGGCGCAGACAAGCGAUUCUAGCUACUCCUUCUACAAUUCAAAGAGCACGCUAUCACCGUCUCACAGCGAAUUAGCUUUAUCGCCUAGAAACAGGCACAAUCGUUAUGUAGCCUUAGAUAUGAGAUCAAUGAGCAGUCUUCCGUUUUCGAGUCCCUAUUCGAACAGCCAUAUACCGGGAACCAACGUGCCGUACACAUGCUGCUGUACGUGCGCUGGAUCACAGGUACCAGCAACACCUUCCUCUCAUCACACGGAGGAUCAAGAUGGUCCCGAAGGCCUCUCGUGGAGAAGACUUCACAUGAGCAGAGCUAAACUGAAAGCAACUGCAACAACAUCAGAACUGUUAAGUGGAUUUGCCAUGGUGGCUAUGGUAGAGUUACAAAUAAACGAGCCAACUGCAGUACCAGAGUGGCUGUUUGUGAUGUUCGCCGUUUGCACGACCGUUCUAGUAUCAGUACAUAUCUUUGCUUUAAUGAUAAGCACGUAUUUAUUGCCUAAUAUUGAAGCCAUCAGUAAACUUCAGGUAUCACGGCUCGUAACAGAAUCACCGCACGAAAGGAUGCGUGGAUUUAUAGAAUUAGCUUGGGCAUUUUCCACGGUGUUAGGACUGUUUCUCUUUUUAGUGGAAGUAGCUAUACUGUGUUGGGUAAAGUUUUGGGAUUACUCUUUUACAGCCGCGACUGCCAGUACCAUCAUAGUGAUCCCCGUCCUCGUAGUGUUCAUUGCUUUUGCCGUUCACUUCUAUCAUUCGUUGGUAGUUUAUAAGUGCGAAUCCUCUGUGACUGAUAUGAACGAAUUAGAGAGUAUAAAAAGGAAUUUAGAUAACGUGACAAUGGGGCAAAGCAGUGUAUAAGCAGUGUAUAAGCAAGGCUUGUACAAUAACGUCAGAUUCUGUAAAAAAAUUGCCAUUCUUCACAAUACACGAGUCUUAUACAUAUCAGCUGCGCUCUGAAUAUAUUGUUGUUUCCUAAAAUACGUACCAGACUGUACAUCGUUUACUCAUAUUCUGUAAUAUAGUAUUGUAAUUGUUAGAAAUUAAACAUUGUACUUAAACUAAAAUAUAUACGACGCUAUUAAUAUGUACAUAACAGUGAUAGAAAAAGAACACAUACAAGUUUAUUCGAUAACUUUACUUUUUUUUUUUUAACACGAUCACGCGAAAAUGAUCGUGUUUUAUUAUAUAUAAAAAUGUACAUAGCUGUACACAUGCAAGUCAAGAAUUGCAACAGUACAAGCAAAGUGCUCUUAGUAUAUUAGCUAUAUUAUUUAGCAUUUAAUUAGGUUCUAUUUACGACUUAAUUCUCAAUUCUUCUUUAAAUGUGUUUCUUGUUUGCUUCGCCUUUAUCGUACGUCAUAUCGCUAAUAUAUAGAUUUUUAUUUUGUCACUUAGUUUGUGGGAAAACUGAAGGACAGUCGAGUACUCAGUUUAUGUACAUGCUUUCGUUCCAGAACUUGUUAUCCUAGUCAAAUAAAUUAUUUUUUUCAGACUUGAAGACUCUCAUUAAUCAAAGUGCGGCUCGUUACUUAAGCUAUAAAAGGGAAAAUAUAUAAUUUUAUCCACCUUUCAUUUUCACCAUAAACUAAGUUAUGAUCUUAUAAUUGAUAUUUUCUACAUUAAUAUGAUUUAAAUUCUGUUUGUACAAAAAAUGAUAUGAAUCAAAAGGAAGAAUUGUAAUUAAAGCAAAGACACAAUAUAAUCGUUCUCCUACAAAUGUGUUUCAUAGGCUUUUUCUGUAAUGAUAAGAAACAAUGAAAAGUAUCUUAUAUUGCACAACACCUCUAAUCACGUACUUGUUUCAAUUAAAACCUUCGGCUUAAUUUAAAUUUACAAAAUUGAUUUGUCGUUUUAUACAAUGAAUUGGAUAUUCAAUUACAGGAUUGGCGCGAAAUCGUCAAUAUGAAAAAUUAAUGUAUAGAGUUAAUAGUAUGUACAUUGGAAGGGAAACGAAUUAAAACGUACAUUACAGAAGAAUGAACCCUGUAUUGCAAUGUACGUUAAUUCGUUCAAAAAUAAGAAUGAUCGCAAUGAAUCAUAAAACGAGUCCUAAGCUUUCUGAAAUCUAAUAAAACGUAAUUAGAUUCGCCCGUCUUAAAGACGAUUAAAAAGUCUUCGUUUCUGUUUUUAUAACGGAAGUAAUUAAAAUAUAUUUUUAUCACCUGUGUCUUUAUCUUAUAAGUGAAAUAGAUAUUUCUUUUACUCGUAAAAAAUUUCUUCCAUAGGGUGUGUAACGAAUAAGGAUAAACUGCUUGUGCUAUGGACAGGUAAAUGAAUAAAGUACAGGAAGAAUUACAGUUUUAUACAAAAACUAAUUAGACUGUAUCAAAAGGAGUAUCUAUGUAUAAGAUAUUAAUAUUUCGUAUAAAUUGUUCAAACCGCAUGAGUCGCAUUAACGUAAGUAAAAAAAUAUUUGUAUUGUAUAAAUGAAUUUUGAAGGUGGAUCGAAGACAUUAGUUUUUGUAUAACACUAUUUAACAUCGAUCGAUUGUUAUUACAAAAUGAGGCUGAAAUGCUUAAGACAAACAAGCCGUUAAAAUUUUGCUAAUGAUCAAGGUUGAAACUACAAUAUUUUUUCUUUCACCCGUACUAUGGAUUAAAUUUCACUUUCUAAGUCAAUAUACAAGUGUACAAGUUAGAUUACUUUAAAUCGAUACCGUUUUACUAUACCCAAUAAUUUGUCGCUUCUAAUACCGUUAUACCUUUCUAGGUGCAAAACAGAUUACAUUAAAAAACGUUACUAAUAGUCUUAAAAUAUUCUUAUCCAUAAAAUAUAUUCACAGACUAAGAUUCAGAUAUACAUAUAACUUUUUAAACGCGAUGGAUGAAGUAUUACAAAAGCAAAAAAUAAACACCUAACCCGUUUCUGCAUCUAAUUUGCACAUAAUCUGCGAUAAAUUGUAUAAAUAUUAUGAAAGCAAUCGUUAUUCCAAUCGUGUCGCAUUGCAUUAUAUUGUAUUGUAUUAUAUAAUAUGUUAUCAUAUUAUAUCAAUCUAUAGUACUGUAAAGUGAUACAACAGAAGUUAA
Molecule: messenger RNA, 3996 nt
Organism: Colletes gigas
Lineage: Eukaryota; Metazoa; Arthropoda; Insecta; Hymenoptera; Colletidae
Product: calcium release-activated calcium channel protein 1-like
Exons: 3
Coding region: 736-1827 (363 amino acids)
Biological process (GO): store-operated calcium entry
Cellular component (GO): membrane
Molecular function (GO): store-operated calcium channel activity
Source: RefSeq, a predicted model, not a curated record